UUCCUUUAUUGCUCUCUCUCUCUCUCUCUUUUUUUUUUUUGGUUUUUUCAAAUUUUUUUCUUUCUCUACUUCCUUGGCUACUGCGUAGAUCUCUAUCUCUUUCUCUCUUUCUCCAGCUGCUUCUUACAGCAGUCUGCAAGCUUAGUUUGCAGGGUAAGGUGAUCUUGUUCUUCUGGGGUUUUGGUUUUCUCAGGAAUGGUGGAAUAGGGGUUUUUGAAGUGGGUACAUUGAGUGUGGUUGGUGGGGCUUUUAAGCUUUCAGCAAUGGGGAAGUCGCCAGCUAAAUGGAUUAAGACCAUCUUGUUCGGGAAGAAGUCUUCCAAAUCAAAUCUUUCCAAAGGCAGAGAGAAAAAUGGAAACGAGAAAGAAGUGUUGGUUUCUGCCAAGGCAUCAGAGCCUAGUUCAGCCAUUAGUCAUCCUGUGGCUGUGACUUCACAUCAAACCCCAAAUACCAUUGAUGCAAAUGAAGGGCCGUCAAAAGUUAAAAACGAGGCAGCUAAUGUGUUGCAUGAAAGAUCAACGUCAAUUCCAGGAAACCAAGAUGCAGAAAUUCAAGGAUCUAUCUGCCCAGAUGCACCAUCUGAUCCCGAGAGAAUGCGUAGAGAGGAGGCUGCAACUAAGGCUCAAGCUGCAUUUAGGGGCUAUUUGGCUCGCCGAGCAUUCCGGGCCCUCAAAGGUAUUAUUAGGUUGCAGGCACUCAUUCGUGGUCACUUGGUAAGGAGACAGGCUGUUGCUACUCUAUGUUGUAUGCUUGGAAUUGUUAAGUUUCAGGCUAUUGCUAGGGGAAGAAAAGUGAGGCUUUCUGAUGUAGGGUUUGAAGUGCAAAACAAAUGUAGAUUAAUAAAGCCACAGGAGCAACCUUUAGUGGAUCCUGCUGCAGUAAAUCUCUCUACACGAAUGGCAAAGCUUUCAGCAAAUACUUUCAUCAUCAAGCUUGCUUCGUCUACUACUGCAAAACCUCUGCAAAUCCAUUUUGAUAACGGGGAAGAUAAUUCAGUCCUGAGGUGGUUAGAACGCUGGUCAAAUUCAAGAUUUUGGAAACCAAUUCCUCAAACAAAGAAAGUUCCAGAGUCAAAAUCUCAAAGAAAGGUGAGCACCGGUCAAUCUGGAGAGGCACAUACCGUUAGAUCGAAACGCACAAGGAGAGUUCCUACUGUAAACAAUGACAGUGCCAUGGUCCAAACAUCUACGGAAAUUGAGAAACCCAAACGCAAUUUUAGGAAAGUCUCAAGUCAUUCAGCAGCAGAACAGGUUCAGGAGAAUCCCCAGAUGGAACUCGAAAAGGUCAAGCGCAGUCUGAGAAAGGUCCACAACCCUGUCCUUGAGAAUUCUGCCCAAACCGAAGUGGAUGCUGCUGAGAAGCCCAAGGAAAGUUUGGACAAGGCUUCUAAUGGUCUAGGCCGCGACCUUUUGGCAAGAGGUACUAGUAAUUCUUCUGAGAAGAUGAAAAAAGAGACGACACUCUUAUUAAUACCCGUCCAGCCUGAUUUGGAAACAACUCCUGAGCCAGUACCGAUAAAAGAGGUACUUAAUGUAUCUAAUGGUGAUUCAGUUGUAGAUCCACAGCCUUUGAUUGAGAGCAGUGACAAAGAUAAAAGCAUAGUUGGUGAUGAGGCUGCUAUGGAGACCAAGCCUUUGACUGAGAGCUACACUAAAGAUGAAAUUAACCCAUUAUCAAAUGGGGAACUGAACCACAAGGAAGAUUACAGUAGCAUUGAGAACCCGAAAUCUGGCAGAAAAGCCUCUACUCCAGCGAAGCAAGAGCGAGUCGAGAAUGGGUUGCAACACAGUCCAACCAUACCUAGCUACAUGGCAGCAACCGAAUCUGCAAAGGCAAAACUGAGAGCACAAGGAUCUCCAAGACUUGGACAGGAUAGUGAAAGAAAUAACCUCAAUCGACGACAUUCUUUACCAUCAUCCACUAAUGCGAAAAUUAGCUCGCAGUCGCCACGGACACAAAGAUUUGUUCAAUCAGGUGGGAAAGGAGGAAAUAAAAAUGACAAGGCACUUCUGGCAUCAAAAGAUGGAAAUGGUAAGGUAAUCCAAGCAGACUGGAGAAGGUAGAAAAAAUCGCGUUGCCAGAUGUCAACUAUUGAGGGGGUGAUUUUCUUCAUCUAAAGGCUUUUUUUGAUUCAUACAUUUGUGAUAAAGCAUCACCUAUUCAAGUGACUGGGUCCAUCUUCUUGAAGAGGGGCUGGCUGCUGAGGCCAAUAUGGUCUUAUCUGAUUAUCCUUUCAUCUGGGUUGUUUUGAGUGCAUGUACAUCAUAGGUUUCAAGUUUUUUCUUUCUUUUUCUUCUUCUUCUUCUUCAGUUUUCUGUGGUGCAAUUACACAUUAUUUAAGGUACUCUGUGUUUCUAAUACAGGUUGUUUAUACUGUAUCUGAUUGUGAUUAUCAUGUUCAAUGACAGCUUAAUUACGUUCGUCUCA
Messenger RNA from Momordica charantia (bitter melon), 2427 nucleotides. It is a transcript of the gene IQD31, whose product is annotated as IQ-domain 31. Gene Ontology annotation, molecular function: protein binding. NCBI's taxonomy places the organism in Eukaryota, Viridiplantae, Streptophyta, Magnoliopsida, Cucurbitales, Cucurbitaceae. The record is from RefSeq and is a predicted model, not a curated record.